Molecule: messenger RNA, 292 nt
Organism: Symbiodinium pilosum
Lineage: Eukaryota; Dinophyceae; Suessiales; Symbiodiniaceae
Source: the annotation of a GenBank genome assembly
GCGCACAAACACAUUGAUCAACCGCAGCGACAUCCGCGGGCGCACGGCGCUGAUGUACGCGUCCGCCAUUGGCAGUCGAGACAUCGUUGACUACCUCCUUAGCAAGGGAGAGGUGUAUGUGAAUGCCAUGGACGAUACCCAGAAGACCGCACUUCAUCAUGCUGCGAAGUGCUCUAAGGCAGAUAUCCUGCGUUCGCUCCUGCGCGCCGGUGCGAUGAUCGACGCUCGUGAUCACAAUGGCUGCACGGCGCUGAUGUUCGCUGCAGGAACAGGGGAUGUGGAUGGUUUGCAG